CGGGAAAACGAACGAGACAGUGUUGCCGUUUAAAACAUAAUAAUAGCUGCUAAUUUCAUAAAAAUGAAUAUAUACAAAAUACGUCAAAAUGUACGUACACAAACAUAAUAGGAUCUUAAAUCUUUUCAAUAUUGGUAUACAAAACAAUUUCGUAGAUCUACAAGUUGUUCGCCGCGAACGUAGACCUCGCGAAUACAAUAAAUUUUAAUAAUAUUUUAAAAUGUCAAAAAUUGCCAAUACCUAUUUGUAGACGUUGUAGACCCUGCAUGAUACGGACGGAACGGAAAGGAACAUUUUCAUUCCAAAUUAUUUCCAUCCAUACAGUUGUUCUGUAUCCGUCACUAUUGUUUCCUAUUCUAAAAUACAAGUUUCUCCUCCCCUUGUUGAGAAAAAGAAGAAAUAAUAUUGGUAUUCUCAUUCCGACAAAAUUUUGCAAUUACGGCUGACUCACUAAAUAGUUUGUUGGAAGGUGAAUCUGAAGCAAUUGAUUCAGUACAAUGGAUCCGAAAGAAGUUGUGGAGCAUCUUGUUGCAUUAAAAGUUAUGAGACUAACUAAACCGGCGCUCAUAAGCCCUAAAAUCGUUACCUGUGAUUCGAAAGAUUUGCCAGGAAACAUUCUAAACAACUACCUAAAGGAUGACGCUACAUCAGUUUCUCAAAUGGAAACUCUUGCUGCAGGCCAAUUUCUAUUAUUGCCCCAGAGUUUUGGUAAUAUUUAUCUUGGAGAGACGUUUUCAUGUUAUGUUUGUGUUCAUAAUGAAACUAAUUUGCCAGUACAAAGUGUAUCUAUAAAGGCAGACCUUCAAACAAAUUCCCAGAGAAUACCACUUACUACACAACAAAGUCAAACACCAUCAAUGCUAGAUGUGGAGGAAACUCUGAGUGAUGUCAUACAUCAUGAAGUUAAGGAUCUAGGAACACACAUCCUGGUUUGUGAAGUAACUUAUAUGUCUAUUUAUAACACAUUGCAAUCAUUCCGCAAGUUUUUCAAGUUUGAAGUAAUGAAACCAUUGGAUGUGAAAACUAAGUUUUAUAAUGCAGAAUCUGAUGAUGUAUACCUAGAGGCUCAGGUGCAGAAUAUCACAUCUGGAGCAAUUACCCUAGAACAAGUAUCACUAGAAAGCUCUCAGCAGUUUUCUGUCAAGUCGCUGAAUGAAGUAAAAGAUGAAGAAUCUGUGUUUGGAGAUAUAACUUUACUUCAACCUCAGGAGAGCUGUCAGUACUUAUAUUGUCUGAGACCCCGAGAAAAUAUAUCCAAUGAUAUUAAGUUAUUGGCUGCAGCAAAGAAUAUAGGAAAAUUAGAUAUUGUAUGGAGGUCUAACUUAGGUGAAAAGGGUAGACUACAGACAAGCCAGCUACAGAGAAUGACUCCAGAUUUUGGAGACAUUAGAGUAACAUAUGAAAAGCUGCCAAGUAGGGUUCCAGUGGAUCAGCCUUUUAUGUUCCAGUGCAAAAUAACAAAUGCCAGUGAACGCACCUUAAAUCUUAUUUUAAAAUUGCGAUCUUUGCAGGACUCUAGCCUUAUAUGGUGUGGCAUUUCAAAUAGAAAAUUAGGCCCACUGGAGCCAGGCAACUCAAUUUGUCUCAGCUUGACAGCUCUACCUAUUAACACUGGUCUGCAUAGUAUCACAGGAGUGUCCCUUGUGGACUUAUUUCUAAAAAGAACCUAUGACUAUGAUGAUUUAGCUUAUGUGUAUGUAUGUUAAUUAAAUGUCAAUUCUUUGUAUAAAACAAUAUGUAAAUUAAGUAAUUUAACAAACCUAUUACCUACUAUUAUUGUAAUCUGUAAAAAUAAAAUAGUUAAGUAAUGCAAA
Messenger RNA from Plodia interpunctella (Indianmeal moth), 1814 nucleotides. RefSeq lists its product as uncharacterized. The transcript has a single exon. NCBI's taxonomy places the organism in Eukaryota, Metazoa, Arthropoda, Insecta, Lepidoptera, Pyralidae. The record is from RefSeq and is a predicted model, not a curated record. Bases 498 to 1706 code for a protein of 402 amino acids. Gene Ontology annotation, cellular component: TRAPPIII protein complex.